AUGACCCGAGCAAGCAUCGCUCCAGUUGCCUGGUUGGUUCUAUCUUUCUUGCAGCAGAAGUACUACACAUGCGCAUACUUUGGACCUCCCGACGAUAGACUUUCAACGACUACAAAUGCAACUGACAGAUGCCAUUUUAAGCUAGGCAUUCGAUCAAAAGAGAUGGAAGAAAGCUGUAAAACCCGCAGUCAGAUUGCUGGAUGGACGCUGUUGCUCGUAUUUAUGCUCGUUCUUUUUACCUCUGUCUGCAUUCGUCGAUGCGUAGAAAAAGGAGGGUAUCUACGAAUACCUAGCCCUGAAUACUACAACCAUGUUGAGGCCAAAGAAGCUUUAGAACAGUACCACGCUAUAGCAAAAGAGCUAAAAAAAGAAAGAGCAAAACAGGGGAUUCAUAAUUUAUUUGAAAAGGUUUUGAGUAAAGACGUUGAUUCCCGUUUAAAGGAUGUCGGAGCUCUAAUACAAGAGAGGUAUCAUCAGUUUUUCGUCAUACCCCCAGAGAGCCCUUCAUACAGAUCUCCCCAGGGUACAUCAGAUGAUUCCCCUACGUUUUAUUCACUGACACAGACCGGAAUUUCCCCGGUACUUGUAACGGACGGAUCUGAAGAAGGAAGCUUUGAAUUUCACUCCAGCUACGUAGAUGUUCAGCUGUCAUCACAAUUUAAUGCAGCAUCACAAAACCCUAGAAAACUUACCGGGAUAAGACUUCGUCAAGACGCCAUCGACAUGAACUGAAACUCAUCAAUUCACCACGUGAGUUAAAAAGGCCGACCAGCUGUCUGACCUAAAGCCAGCUAAGAGACGAACCAUUAAAAAAGGUAUGGGGGGUGGCGAGUUUUCGAGCUGCAUGAAUUUAGGAUUAAUUUAGGAUUACUUGAAAGGAAUGGUAAAUAGAUAAUAAUCCAGAUGAAGAUUCUGAUUCCGAGAAAGAGUUUUCUUUGGCUUGCUUCCUUUAUUUCAAGCACCCAUUCUACACAUGGAAUGCUAUCUGGCAGUUCACAGCAUCAAUAAAACGUGUGAAAAAGUGCUAUGGGGAUUUUGCACUGUCCCUACUCCUUCCCCCCCCCCUCCCCCCUCCAUUGUUUUUUCUUUUGCUUUUCAACUAUUGGGUAGGUGAAACUCUGUUUUGAAAUUGCUGAGAGCACUGAGCAGACCUAUUCACUCAUAUACCACCUCUAAUCUCGCCGGGUGUUAGUGGAAACUUUUGCCUCGCUUUCGUGUGUUCAACAACACAGAUGACCAUUGCAACGCUGGCUAAACCAUGUACUUUACCAGUUACUCGAUGCAGGGAAUGUCACGAUUCUUUCGUCUUAAAAAGUAUUCCCUUGUUAACACAUUAUCUGACAUCGGACCUUAACAAGCCAGUUUUGAUUCGGAAAUAGUACGGUAAUGUAGUUUUUAUCGUUCUAAACUGAGCAGAUACAUGGAUAAUAUGAACAAGGAAGGCGCUAUCGCUGUUUAAAUUAUUCUUUUCGAUCGGUUUCAUGCUGAUAUAAACUAAGGGAAUUUAAAUAUCAUAAUGUUUACUUUGGCGCUUCUUGACACACAUUCAGGUAUUUCUGCAAGACCGUUUGGAUUUUUCAAGUAUUUUUCCCCUUAUUUUACUGUUUUAUCGACACCACGAGGAGUUUCAGACCGGUACCUUUAUAGGUGCGAAAACCCUCUUAGGAAAAAUUAGUUAUUUCUGUUAGGAGAGGAUACCCCUAUCCCUUGAUCCUCUCUUGAUUUUCUUGAUUUGAUGCAGAGAAAACUGAAUUUGUUUGCACGUCAGUUCAAACUUAUUUCAAACUUCACCUAGAGUAUUUUAUCUCCUUUUGAUACUAAUUGCUUGCUUUGAAGGAUAUACAAGAAUUGAUGUGUUUUAUAGAUAUAUACAGAUCAUCUAAUACAAAUACUAAUGCAAAGACCCGGCCAUGGCAAACGCCUUCACAAGUGUCUACAUUAUGACAAAUGGAUUCUGUUUGCAAAUAAAUUCCCUACUUUAAUUUAGUGAUCGAGAAAUAUAAGGCGCAUGUUGCAGCACUUUGAGCUGAAAUGUCAUGCAAAUUUACCAACCUUAAUAACGAAAUGUACUCCCCCUAGUUCGUUUUUGAUGGAGCAUUUGGAACAACAAGAUGAGUCUAAGGUCGCUUUUCGAGAGCGAACUUUCAAAGCCUUAUUUCAUGGUCGUUUCUGUUUUCGUGUAUCCUGUUUCGUAUUUCUUAUCAGUUUCCCUUUUCUUAAGGAGAAAGCUUUUAGUAUGUCCGUCGCUGAAAGGUUUGACUCACCGUCAAUCUUCAGUAUGUAG
This is a messenger RNA of Porites lobata, 2284 nucleotides long. Lineage: Eukaryota; Metazoa; Cnidaria; Anthozoa; Scleractinia; Poritidae. The record is from the annotation of a GenBank genome assembly.